Pipistrellus nathusii (Nathusius's pipistrelle) is the source of this 2709-nucleotide messenger RNA. NCBI's taxonomy places the organism in Eukaryota, Metazoa, Chordata, Mammalia, Chiroptera, Vespertilionidae. The record is from the annotation of a GenBank genome assembly.
AUGGAGGCAAGUUUGACAGAUGGAGAACUUGACCGAAUUUUGAUCUUGCCAUAUUCAGAAGUUGCUGAAGGUGAAGAGACACUUCUUGGUGAUAGCAAAGAUGUCCUUGGCCCACCAACUGUUAUAGCAAACAGUGAAGAAUCUCAACUUCUGACACCAGGAAAGAUGAGUCAACGCCAAGGGAAAGAAGCUUACCCCACUCCAACCAAAGACUUGUGUCAGCCAUCUCUCAGUCCUGCAAGCCUUCAUAGUCAGGGUUUUGAAAGAGGAAGGGAAGACAAUUCUCAAAAUAGAGAUGACUCUUCACUUUCUAUGUCAAAGAGCAAGUCUGAAUCUAAACUUUAUAAUGGCUCGGAGAAGGACAGUACAGCUUCAAGCAAGCUCACAAAAAAAGAAUCUCUCAAGGUGCAAAAGAAAAAUUACCGAGAAGAAAAGAAAAGAGCCACAAAGGAAUUACUCAGUUCAAUCACAGAUCCUUCUGUUAUUGUCAUGGCUGAUUGGUUGAAGAUACGUGGUACUCUAAAGAGCUGGACUAAGUUGUGGUGCGUUUUGAAACCUGGGGUGCUACUGAUCUAUAAAACCCAAAAAAAUGGUCAGUGGGUAGGAACAGUCCUUCUGAAUGCCUGUGAAAUCAUUGAGCGUCCAUCAAAAAAAGAUGGCUUUUGUUUCAAACUGUUUCAUCCUUUGGAGCAAUCUAUUUGGGCAGUGAAGGGUCCAAAAGGUGAAGCAGUUGGAUCCAUAACUCAGCCCUUACCUAGCAGUUACUUGAUCAUCCGAGCUACUUCAGAGUCAGAUGGAAGGUGCUGGAUGGAUGCUUUGGAGUUGGCUUUGAAAUGUUCUAGUCUUCUUAAACGUACAAUGAUCAGGGAAGGGAAGGAACAUGAUCUGAGCAUUUCAUCAGAGAACACACAUGUGACUUUGUAUGGCUUAUUACGUGCUAACAAUCUUCACAGUGGUGACAACUUCCAGUUAAAUGAUAGUGAAAUUGAACGACAGCAUUUUAAGGACCAAGAUAUGUAUUCUGAUAAAUCCGAUAAAGAAAAUGAUCAAGAGCAUGAUGAGUCUGACAAUGAGGUGAUGGGGAAAAGUGAAGACAGUGACACAGAUACAUCAGAAAGGCAAGAUGACUCAUACAUUGAACCUGAGCCUGUCGAGCCUCUAAAGGAGACCACCUACACUGAACAGAGCCAUGAGGAACUCGGAGAGGCAGGUGAGGCUUCUCAAACAGAAACUGUGUCUGAAGAAAACAAAAGCCUUAUCUGGACACUGCUGAAACAAGUCCGUCCUGGUAUGGAUCUGUCCAGGGUGGUUCUGCCUACAUUUAUUUUGGAACCUCGUUCUUUCCUGGAUAAACUUUCAGAUUAUUACUAUCAUGCAGAUUUUCUGUCUGAGGCUGCUCUUGAAGAAAAUCCUUAUUUCCGUUUGAAGAAAGUAGUGAAAUGGUAUUUGUCAGGAUUCUAUAAAAAACCAAAGGGCCUGAAGAAACCUUAUAAUCCUAUACUUGGUGAGACUUUUCGUUGUCUGUGGAUUCACCCCAGAACAAACAGCAAAACUUUUUAUAUUGCUGAACAGGUGUCCCAUCACCCACCAAUAUCUGCUUUUUAUGUUAGUAACCGAAAGGAUGGAUUUUGCAUUAGUGGUAGUAUCCUGGCUAAGUCCAAGUUCUAUGGAAACUCAUUAUCUGCAAUAUUAGAUGGAGAAGCACGAUUAACUUUCUUGAAUAGAGGUGAAGAUUAUGUAAUGACAAUGCCAUAUGCUCAUUGUAAAGGAAUUCUUUAUGGCACAAUGACACUGGAGCUUGGUGGAACAGUCAAUAUUACAUGUCAGAAAACUGGAUACAGUGCAAUACUUGAAUUUAAACUAAAGCCAUUUCUAGGUAAUAGUGACUGUGUUAACCAAAUAUCAGGGAAACUUAAAUUGGGAAAAGAAGUCUUAGCUACGUUGGAAGGCCAUUGGGAUAGUGAAGUUUUUAUUAAUGACAAGAAGACUGAUAAUUCAGAGGUUUUCUGGAAUCCAACACCAGACAUUAAGCAAUGGAGAUUAAUAAGACACACUGUAAAAUUUGAAGAGCAGGAAGACUUUGAAUCAGAGAAACUUUGGCAGCGAGUAACUCGAGCCAUAAAUGCAAAAGAUCAAACAGAAGCUACUCAAGAGAAGUGUGUUUUAGAGGAAGCUCAAAGACAAUCUGCCAGAGAUCGGAAAACAAAAAAUGAAGAGUGGACUUGCAAGUUAUUUGAACUUGAGCCACUUACAGGAGAAUGGCAUUACAAGUUUGCAGAUACUCGACCAUGGGACCCACUUAAUGAUAUGAUACAGUUCGAAAAAGAUGGUGUUAUCCAGACCAAAGUGAAACAUCGCACUCCAAUGGUUAGUGUCCCAAAAAUGAAACAUAAGCCAACCAGACAACAGAAGAAAGUGGCAAAAGGCUAUUCAUCUCCAGAACCUGAUAUCCAGGACUCAUCUGGAAGUGAAGCUCAACUAGUAAAACCAAGUACAAGAAGAAAGAAAGGGAUAGACUUGGGAGACAUUCAAAGUUCCAUUGAAUCCAUAAAACAAGCACAGGAAGAAAUUAAAAGAAAUAUUACGGCUCUUCGAAAUCAUUUAGUUUCAAGCGCACCUGCCACGGAUUAUUUUUUGCAACAAAAAGACUACUUCAUCAUUUUCCUCCUGAUUUUUCUUCAAGUUGUAAUAAACUUCAUGUUUAAAUAG